UGGUCGAGCCACCGCCCUCCCGAGUCCGCGCGCUGGCUCCCGGCGACUCUCGCCCGCCCGGCCGCGUCAUGCCCGGCGCCGCUCGGCUCUAGAGCUCGGGGCCGCCGUCCCCCGCCCGCUCGCCCUCCCUCCCGAAGCCGCGCCCACCGCCCAGAGCCAGAGGGAUGGUGGUAGUCACGGGGCGGGAGCCAGACAGCCGUCACCCGGACGGUGCCAUGUCCAGCUCCGACGCCGAGGACGACUUUCUGGAGCCGGCCACCCCGACGGCCACGCAGGCGGGGCACGCGCUGCCCCUGCUGCCCCAGGAGUUUCCUGAGGUUGUCCCCCUUAACAUUGGAGGGGCUCACUUUACCACACGCCUGUCCACCCUGCGGCGCUACGAGGACACCAUGUUGGCAGCCAUGUUCAGCGGGCGACACUACAUCCCCACGGACUCAGAGGGCCGGUACUUCAUUGACCGGGAUGGCACACACUUCGGAGAUGUGCUGAAUUUUCUGCGCUCAGGGGACCUGCCGCCCCGGGAGCGUGUGCGAGCAGUGCACAAGGAGGCCCAGUACUAUGCCAUUGGUCCCCUCCUGGAGCAGCUGGAGAAUAUGCAGCCGCUGAGAGGCGAGAAAGUGCGCCAGGCAUUCCUGGGCCUCAUGCCCUAUUACAAAGACCACCUGGAACGGAUCGUGGAGAUCGCCCGGCUGCGCGCUGUGCAGCGCAAGGCCCGCUUUGCCAAGCUCAAGGUCUGUGUCUUCAAGGAGGAGAUGCCCAUCACCCCUAUGAGUGCCCUCCUCAACAGCCUGCGCUUCGAGCGCAGCGAGAGUGAUGGGCAGCUCUUUGAACACCACUGUGAAGUGGACGUGUCUUUUGGGCCUUGGGAGGCCGUGGCUGAUGUGUAUGACCUGCUGCACUGCCUGGUCACGGACCUGUCGGCCCAGGGCCUCACUGUGGACCACCAGUGCAUUGUGUGUGACAAGCACCUUGUCAACCACUAUACUGCAAAGCGCCCCAUCUACGAGUUCAAGAUCACGUGGUGGUGAGUAGGCUGCUAGGCACAGAGCUCCAUCAGGGAGGGCGUCUGUUCUCUUCAGUGGCUCCAGGAGCUGGACCCCUGGAGGGGCUGCUGACUGCCCCAGAACCUGCUGCAGUGGCAACCGAGUCCUGAGGCACAGCUCUGACGAGAUAGAGGUGGUGGCUCCAGUCUCCCUAGCUGGACCUCAGAGUCAGUCUUGGGGUUUGGGGUCCUUGGUGACUCAGUCUACUCUCACUGGGCCUUCCCUUGAGGUGAUAGGGUUUAGUGAGGGCUUCACCAGAAGUCCAGAGAGGUUUUGUCGCCUUCUUGAGCUUGUGAGAAAAUUUCUGUUUAGAGCCACUGAUACAGACGUCACCACCUCCUCAUCCUGGUUACGCCUUCCCUCCCGUGCUCAGCGCCUCCGCAGGAACACAGAGCAUGCUGGGAUUUACCUAAGUCGUCACCCACAGCCCCUGGCUGAGGAAGAGACUGCAUUCUCUCCAGGGUAUCCCUUGCUCCCCCAGGGACAGUCCCCUGAGUUACCCUAGGAUGGAGAAGGCCUUCCUCCCAGAACAUGCCCUUCACCACCGCCCCGAGUUACCCAGAGCUGCCAAAGCCACGCACCAGCUGGCCUUAGAAAACUACAAUGUUUACAGCCCCGUCACAGGGUCCUGGCUCUACCUUCCUCCCUCCUCUCCUCCUUGCAAGGUUAACUUCUCACAGGGCACGUUUUUUAAGUCAAGCAGGCAAGACACCUGGAUCAUCUGUAUCUGAAAUGAAACAGCACUUUUAGCACUCAGGCCACUUCCUCAUGUGCUGGGAUCCCAUAUGUGGUGGGCCUCUCUGGAAAGGGAGCCUCUCCUAGGACAGUUUCAGUUCUGAGGAGGAAAGGAAGCUGCUCCAGGAGCCGCAGAAAGUCACAUACUCCAUGUCUUUCACUCCUGUGUAUCAGAAAGAGAAAGAAGCAGCAGUGAUGUGUCCCACUGCACGUCUUCUUGCUCAGGACGCUAGUCAGCGAACAGACAUGCAUCUCUAAAGAAGAGCCUGGGCCCUGACCUGGGUGGACAGAGCUGGAGAUAGGUCCAUGGCCAGACCUGUGCUGUCUAGUGAUGGUUUCUUCUGGUGGCGAUACUCCGCCUUGCUGCUUAGCACAGCACUGUGGCCCGGCCCUUGUUCUAACAGAGUAGUUUCUCAUAUUACCCAUGGCUUAACGUGUGUUCACUUUGCACAGGUAGUGAGGCAGGCUGCAGGAGGAGGCCCAUGUGCGUAGACAGUAGGUGACUAAGCCAGUGCUUUCCGUCACCUGGCCUCGGCCCUUCUCUCUCCUUCCCAUUCUUGCCAUAAAGCCCACAGUGCUUGGCAAGUUAGAAUCCAUCCAUGGGAGACAGGGAGAAACUGGUUUGCACAGAAUAGGCCCUGAAGGCAUUCCUGAGUUACAGGGAUACCGUGCAAGGACAUUAUCUCUGUGCUUCCUGCUGGAGGCGCCCCAUUUCACUGUACUCUGUGUUGCGCCACUGUGGUGUGCUCUGUUCCACUGUGAGCAGAAAAGGUGCUGGACCACUGGAGCAGGCAUGGGGGGCACUAGGAAGCCAGCUUAGAGCUCUUCCCCUCUCUCCCUUCUCUUUCCUUCCCUUUCCCUUCUCUCCCCCCUCCUCUUCCUUCCAUUCUUUUUUUUUCUUUGUAUUUUACCCAAUUUUUGAGGGUAUUGGGGCAGACAUUGUACUGAAUACUCUUGUGAAAGUGUGGAUUUCAGUGGCUCCUGCCUGAAUCCCAGCUAUUUGGAAGGUGGGGAUAGGAGAAUCAGGAUUCAAGGCCAGCCUGGGCAAAUACUUAGUAAUUUCCCGUCUCAAGGAAUAAGCCAGGUAUGGUGGUAUGUGCCUAUAAUCCCGCUACCUGGGAGGCACAGAUAGAAGGAUCACAGUCCAGGCGUGCCACCGGGAAAAACACAAGAUCCUAUGUGGAAAAGAACUAGAACAAAAAGUGCGGGGAAAUGGCUCAAGUGGUAGAGUGCUUGUCUAGCGAGGGAUAGGCCCUGAGUAAAAACCCCAGUACUGAAAAACAAAAACCAAAACCUUUGUCUUUUCUUUUUAACCCAGGGACUUCUCUACUUUUUUCU
Messenger RNA from Castor canadensis (American beaver), 3116 nucleotides. The record is from RefSeq and is a predicted model, not a curated record. NCBI's taxonomy places the organism in Eukaryota, Metazoa, Chordata, Mammalia, Rodentia, Castoridae.